Molecule: messenger RNA, 1470 nt
Organism: Wyeomyia smithii (pitcher-plant mosquito)
Lineage: Eukaryota; Metazoa; Arthropoda; Insecta; Diptera; Culicidae
Product: aprataxin and PNK-like factor
Exons: 3
Coding region: 182-1420 (412 amino acids)
Biological process (GO): double-strand break repair
Cellular component (GO): site of double-strand break; nucleus
Molecular function (GO): 3'-5' exonuclease activity; protein binding; DNA-(apurinic or apyrimidinic site) endonuclease activity
Source: RefSeq, a predicted model, not a curated record
UCAAACGUGAAUUUUCGCGGCAGAAUAAAAUCGACUCUGCACGGGUUUGGUUUUGUUUUUGUAUGUUUUCUGUACCUACUACGCAGUUGAAUUGUAAAAGACAAAACUUUUAAGUGAUUUUCGUCAUUUCCUUGAUCAAUGUACGCGAGAUGAUCUAAAAUUUCGGUAAAAUCGAACGAUAAUGAAUCAGUUCUACCUAUAUGAUUGCGAAAAGCAAGUGGAUAUUCCGAUUCCAAACGCCGAAACCGUAAUUGGACGAGAUUCGAUUUUGCAGUGUAACGACAAACGCAUAUCACGGCAGCACGGCAUUAUAAAACCAAGCGAUGGGGAAGCAUCAUGUGUUCAAAUCACCUCAACCCAUUCGAACCCUAUUUUCAUUCGUACCGAGGACAACGUACUGAACAUACUGACCAAGGAUCUAACGGCAACACUUCGGCAGGGGGAGAAAUUUGCCCUUCUUCCGGAUCAGUUUUGGUUUGAAGUUCGUUUUCGACGAAGCACCGACCAGGAGCAACAGCAGGAAACCGCAGUCAGCUCUUCGUCUGCAAAUAUUGGAGUGAUACGUAUUAGAACGAUGGACGAAGUGAACAACACUGUGGAAACGUCCAAUGGAGAAGCAGUGCCCGUUGAUCGGCUCACCGAAAGUGGUGAUAAACGUAAAAAUGUUGAACCAAAUUCAGAGUCUGCUAAAAAGUCGAAAACAGAUCAUGCUGUCAGUUCGGAAGUGACUGCACGAGACGAAACUUGUUCCACUACAAAAAAUGCACCAGAAAGUGCGCCCCAAGUAGCGUCUUCUAACGACCCUGUGAUUAAACCAGAUCCAGAUGCUGCAGAAGCGAGUUCAUCGAAGACUUCCGAGGCGGAGGCAAACGUUAAGACCGGAGUGAAGAAAGAAAAUGCGGACAGCACUGGCCCCCCACCAAGACCUUCCUGUGAGUUCGGAAUACGCUGUUAUCGACAUAACGUCCAACAUCGGGCACAGUUUGCCCAUCCGAACGAUUCGGACUACCGAAGACCCACAUUUGCCCCGGCGCCGGACGACGCACCACACUGUCCCUUCGGAGCCAGUUGUUACCGGCGGAAUCCGGUGCACUUUCGCGAGUAUCAGCAUCCAGAUUCAAGUGAGUAUAAAGCUUCGGUAACUCCGAUAACGACACAAGUACCUGUUCAACAGCAGCAGCCACUGCUCAACAAUAAUGGCAUCCAACAAGUUCGGCGUCGCCGACGAAUGAUGCGAGAUGUGCUAAUGGCUGCCAUCGUCAACCCGCUACUGUUCGCGGGUAGCGAUGACGAAGAUGACGAUGGUGAUCUGUUUGAGUAUGACAGCGAUUCCGACGAAUAUCGCCCCGGACGAGAAUCCUCUGGCGACGACGAUGACGAAGAUGAGCCAGAAAUUGACACUUACGAGGCGGAGGAAUAAACUUUUUCUGAUUCUCACAUGUUAAUAAACCACGUUAGCAUUUAGUUGAA